Messenger RNA from Moneuplotes crassus, 2851 nucleotides. The record is from the annotation of a GenBank genome assembly. Lineage: Eukaryota; Ciliophora; Spirotrichea; Euplotida; Euplotidae.
UAUUUUAAAUUUUAUUGAGAGGGGAAUAUUUCUUUAUAAAAUGAUGAGAAACCAAACAUCAGGGCUUGUAGGUACGCAAGGCCUGGCUUAUGCUACUAGCCAGAGGAAGGGAACAACACUUGAGGACUGGAGUCUAACUCCUUCUGGGUAUGUUAGAUUUAGGCAGAUUGAUAGAGCAGAUAUGAUGUCAAAUGCUGCAGAAGCCCUGCUUCCACCACAGGCAGAUGCCCAUGAUAGAGGGCUCUUUGAGUUGGCAGAUUAUAGGCACAAUUCUAUUGGGGGUUCUAAAAAUAAAACCAAGAAGUCACGCAGGUGCUAUUCUAGUAGAAGGAACCCAAAGGAUAUCUAUAAAGGGGAAAACUGGACUUUAAAAUUUAAAAUGGUACAUGCUGAUUCUAAGAUUGUGAAGGCCAUCCUUCAAGCUCAUGAGUUUGAAGAAAUUCAAGGGCAUGACUGGAAUAUACUAUGGACUAAUUCUAUUGGCAAACCCUAUCUAUAUACAGGUCUUAAUGAGUACCAGAAAGUAAAUCAUUUUCCUUCCUCUUAUGAGAUCACUCGUAAAAAUAACUUUGCGAAUAAUGUACAUACGAUGAUAACUCAGUUCGGAAGAAAGGAAUUUGAAAUAAUCCCAGAAACUUAUGUCCUUCCUGGAGAAUUCGGAAAUUUCUUUGAUAGCUUCAAAAAGAGGGAAAACAACGAGAAAACUACUGAAAAUAUCUGGAUUGUCAAAGCUAAUGCUCUCUCAAGAGGUCGAGGGAUUUAUCUAGUCAAUGAUCCGGCACAGGUAAACAUGGAGUCUCCAUGUGUUGUGAGUAAGUAUAUCUCAAACCCUCUGCUCAUCAACAACCAUAAGUUCGACUUGAGACUCUACGUACUAGUAACCUCAUUUAACCCUUUAAGAAUUUACCUGUAUAAAGAAGGACUUGCUCGAUUCUGAAGUGAGAAGUACAACUUGGAUAAAUCUCUCAAGAACAAGUUCAUGCAUCUAACUAAUUAUUCUAUUAACAAGAAGAAUGCAAAGUUCAUUAAGAACACAAAUGAUGAGGAUGAUGGAUAUGGCUCCAAAUGGUCUCUUACUGCCCUUAUCAAACACCUUGAUAGUAUUGGUUGUGACACUAGUAAAUUAUGGAAAAGAAUUACUGAUAUCAUAAUCAAAUCAAUCAUCUCAGGAGAGAAACAUAUUUCUUCAGCCGUUAAGAGGAACUUGGAGCAUAGAGGCACUUGAUUCGAGCUCUUUGGAUUCGAUGUGCUGAUAGAUAGCAACUACAAACCUUGGGUAAUGGAGAUUAACCUAUCCCCCUCACUCGCAUGUGAUGCUCCACUAGAUUUUAAAAUAAAAUCAAAAUUGAUCUAUGAGACCCUCAACCUUGUAGGAAUAAAGCAGUUUGAUAGAAAAGAAGAAGCGCGAAAGAAGAUUAAAAGCAGGACAAGAGCUGGACUGAACCACUUAACAAAAGGGCCACAGUUUAGUCAACUUCCUACUCCAGCCCAGAUUCUUAAAGCACCUAUUGAGAUUUUUGGUUCAGGCUUCUUAAACAAAGAUGAGAUUCAUACCAGAAGUAUGGCUGAUACAGAAAAAUUAUCAAUUGAUGAAGAAACCCGAGGAAUUAUUAAUGAUAUGGUUGAGAACAAUCUUAAACUCUCUGAAGGACAGAUUUAUGACAUUUUUAAGAAAGUUUCGCAUAAAUAAAAAGGAAGUUUUGAGAGAUACAAUCAUGGAAAAUCAAAGAAUGGGUGAUUUCACCAGAAUUUUUCCUUCAAAGGGCACUGAUAAAUAUUUCAAGUUCUUUAGCAAUCAAAAUAACUCUAACAAGUUGACUUAUGACUUUCUGUAUAAUAUCAAACAGCAAGAAGAAGAGAAGGAAACUUCCGCUACAAAUAUGGGGAUUAAUAAUUUCUUUGAACCUCAGAUAGAGGACUCAGUAUUCUGUAAUACCAACAAGCAUUUCCUAGAUCUAGAAGCCAAGCUACGCCCACUUAAGCAGCGGCCAGACUCUGCUGCGAAUGCAAUGAGAUACAGAGGAAUUUCUAUUAACGAUAGUAAUAUGAGUACUAGAUCUAGUACGAAGCCAAACGAGUCAAUCUCUAGUAUCAAUGGUCCUGUGAAGAAGAAGUCAACUGAAGAUAUUUUAAUAGAUUACUUCCAAGGCAUACUUGAUAAUAUCAAGAACCAGUUUGUAUUUUUCAAGGACAAAGAUGCACCAGUGAUAAACUUCGAACAACUUGAGGGCUUGAAGACGAUGAAUAUGCCAAUUUCGUCCAUUAUCAACCAGACUCACAAAGCACGGAAAAGGGCCCGUAGCUCUUAUGGGAGGAAUAAGAGGAGUAAUACUCAGUCGAGCCAAGCCUAUUCUACAUAUCUAGUCCAGAAAUUUGAUAGCUUGUCUAAGUACUUCAGCAUGACGGUGAAGGACUUGAUGAAUGAUAAGCAUGAGCAGGGCAUUUUGUCUAAUUCGCUCAUUGCUAUGAUUAACCGCUUAAGGUUAGUGAAGCCGAGAGUUGAGAAGAGAAGGAACUCGAGGACUAAUUUUAACCUCAGCGUGCAUGACUCUUUUAGCGGUAAACAACCGAUUCCAGCAAUAGGCAGAAUGAGAAGAGUGAAUUAUAACGGUAUCCCAAGGCCAAAUAGAGCUUUGACUGCAAAAUACCGUCCUGUGAAGACACAGAAGUCAUUUAGACCGCCUACAGCAGGUAUGGCAUCGAAGAAGUUCCUUCCCCCAAGACCAUCUGCAAAGAAGUACUCAAAACCAAGAAUGAAUUCUGCCUCAGAGAAUAAAUUUUUGGGACCAAUUGUGACUAAACUAGCUGGGUCACAGUCAAGAUUAUUAUAAUUUUCAAUAAUGAAUCACCA